Molecule: messenger RNA, 753 nt
Organism: Talaromyces rugulosus
Lineage: Eukaryota; Fungi; Ascomycota; Eurotiomycetes; Eurotiales; Trichocomaceae
Exons: 4
Coding region: 1-753 (250 amino acids)
Biological process (GO): ubiquitin-dependent protein catabolic process
Cellular component (GO): proteasome core complex, alpha-subunit complex; nucleus; cytosol
Source: RefSeq, a predicted model, not a curated record
AUGUCCAGACGCUACGACUCACGGACUACGAUCUUCUCGCCCGAGGGACGUCUCUACCAGGUCGAGUAUGCCUUGGAAGCCAUAUCUCAUGCCGGUACAGCUCUUGGAAUCCUCUCCAAGGAUGGAAUUGUGCUCGCCGCCGAGAGAAAAGUGACCAGCAAGCUCCUGGAACAGGAUACCUCUGCGGAGAAGCUUUACAUCUUGAAUGAUAAUAUGAUCUGUGCUGUCGCCGGUAUGACAGCCGACGCCAACAUUCUCAUCAACUACGCCCGACAGGCUGCUCAGCGGUAUCUGUUAACAUACAACGAAGAAAUCCCGUGCGAGCAACUCGUCCGUCGUCUUUGCGACUUGAAGCAGGGCUAUACCCAACAUGGUGGUCUUCGACCCUUCGGUGUCUCGUUCAUCUACGCAGGCUAUGACCCUCAUCGACAAUUCCAGUUAUACCAGAGCAACCCAAGUGGCAACUAUGGUGGUUGGAAAGCGACUAGCGUGGGCGCCAACAAUGCUGCGGCUCAGAGUCUUUUGAAGCAGGACUACAAGGAGGAUUGCGAUCUGAAGGAGGCGUGUGCUUUGGCAGUCAAGGUUCUCAGCAAAACAAUGGACUCCACAAAGCUGAGCAGUGAGAAAAUUGAAUUCGCAACCGUGGGCCAAACCAAGGACGGAAAGAUUUACCACCACCUCUGGGGCGCUGACGAAAUCAACGCAUUAUUGAAACAGCAUGGCCUGGCCAAGGAGGAGGAUACUGAAACCUGA